Messenger RNA from Megalopta genalis, 3248 nucleotides. Its product is annotated as protein RCC2 homolog. Gene Ontology annotation, biological process: negative regulation of GTPase activity. The record is from RefSeq and is a predicted model, not a curated record. Gene Ontology annotation, molecular function: small GTPase binding. Gene Ontology annotation, cellular component: membrane. Lineage: Eukaryota; Metazoa; Arthropoda; Insecta; Hymenoptera; Halictidae.
UUUACAAUCAUAAACUUGAGUUUGCUUUGUACUUAUCACUGGAGCAUGGUUUUAUUAUGAUUUUUGAGCGCCAGGUGGCCGCGUUUUUGUUGUCCAUUUGUCGAACAGUACAGGUCUCAGCGCCAUUACAUCGAUAAAUGUCAUUGUAUCCGCGUCCCGCGACCCUAAUUUUGAAUCGAUAAUUAAUUUUUAAAUAAGCCAGCCAGGUGUAAUAAUGUCGAGCAAACGGAAAAAUACGACGGCGAAGAAAGGCCGCGCCAAGCAAAAAAAGGUCGAGUACGACGACGAAGACAUUUCUAGCGAGCAUGAUUCGGAUGUCGAUGACGCCGCCGAGACCGGUUCGAACGCCGACGGUGAGGACGCUACCGAGGAUGACCUUACCGAUGUCUCCAGUUUCCCGGAAUUGCCGCCACCUGAGGGUGGAUGGGGCAAGCCUGGCACGUUGCUCAUGUGUGGCCUCACGAACUGGGAUAUGGCGGGUCGCAAGGCCCCACCAAAAGGGGUCAAGGCUAAUGUGGGCCGUAGUUUAUGGACCCCACAUACCUUCAAGAAUCUUAACGGUGCGCGGGUGAGGCUGGUUGCCUCCGGUCCUGCUGCAUCUCAUAGUAUUAUCGUCACCGAGGACAACAGAUGCCUAGCAUUUGGUAGAAAUGAUAAAGGUCAAUUGGGAGUCGGUGACGCGAAGCGUCGCGAUGAGCCCACGGAGGUGACAUCUCUGAAGGGUCACACAGUGAUAGCAGCGUUCUGUGGUCGUAACCACACUCUAUUUUUAACUAGCCGUGGAAUAGUAUUCGCGGCUGGAGACAAUAAGUUAGGGCAAUGCGGGGUCGGUAAGAACGACGCCUCCAUUGUGUCCGCGACCAAAGUGAAGUAUUCUGGUCCUCCGAUUGUUAAAAUCGGCUGCGGUGCAGAGUUCUCGAUGAUCCUGGACAUUAAGGGUGGCCUGCACUCGUUCGGCAGUCCAGAGUACGGAGCUCUGGGCCACAACACCGACGGGAAGUACUUCAUAACGAACACAAAGAUGGCAUUCCACUUCGAAAAAGUGCCUAAGAGAAUCGUUCUGUACGUCGAGAGAGCGAAGGACGGUCACGUGACGCCGCUGGACCGUGUCGAGAUCACGGACUUCAGCUGCGGCCACUAUCACACCGUUGCCAUCGACAGCAAGAAUCGCGCGUUCUCAUGGGGAUUCGGUGGCAUCGGCCGUUUAGGCCAUAACGAGCAACGAGACGAGUUAGUGCCUCGCCUGAUCAAAUUUUUGGAGCCACCUAACCGGGGCGUUAGGGCUGUACACUGCGGCAGCACCUACAGUAUCGCCAUCAACGUCCACGGCACUGCCCUAAUGUUUGGCCAGACCAAACGCACCGGGGAGGCGAACAUGUAUCCGAAACCGAUCCAGGACCUCUCCGGGUGGGAGAUCCGCUGCGUCGGCUGUUCCCAAACUAGCGUCGUUGUCGCGGCCGACGAGUCCGUGAUUGCCUGGGGGGCUAGUCCUACGUUCGGAGAACUGGGUUUCGGUGAAAUGCGCAAGUCCUCGACCACCCCGAUGGAGGUGAAGGCAUUAGAAGGUUUAUACAUUACUGCUGUUACCUGCGGCGUCUCACAUACGCUUAUGAUCUGCCGGGACGAGUCCGAGGAGGAGAAGGCCAAGAUCAACAAACUUCAAGUGUAUUCCGUUUAGGCGAUACGUUUCGCACCGUAGAGGUAAAACAAACCGAGAAAGAUAAACGAAGCAAAGCAGAAAUGAGAAACAACAAGAUUACUCGAGAUCAGCGUGCUAAGAAAUUCUUCUGUGUUCAUCGCAACAAAAAAAAAAAACCACUCACACGAACGGAUCACAAAACACCGGGAGUCGCCACAUUGUUCCGAUAAUCGAGAGGCCCGCAGGCCGCGCGGGCCUGUCCUUUCGAAUAGACUGCGAGAAACGUCCAUAUUGAAUACAGACUUAAACUAAUUACUUUUACUAUAAUACGUACUUCCACCCCCUUUACUUAACGUACGAAGGAAUGUUUACCGUAAUAGGGAACCCCGUUUUGUUAGUAGCUCAGGAUAUAGACCAAACAGAUAGAUGCGAAAAAGAAUAUAUUUUGAUACGUUGCUAUUUUAUUGACAUACUCUGCAUCUUCGAUCAGAAAUGGAAAACAUAGUUGACAUGUAUGAGGAAGAGUGCUGGGAAUAACGUGAUUUUCAUCGAGACAGGCACCUCGCCAUUCGUGUAUCUUUCGUUUUCAUCAUUGUCCUAACGAAAACAUUGUUAAUUCAUUGCAGCAGUACCUGAACCAUUGAGACCUUGUGGUCCGUAACUACGGUUCUCGCUGACCGAGAACAUUUUUUUUAAUUUAAGACACCAAUCGAGAAUCGCUUUCAUUUUAUCGUUUUCUGUUCGCAGAAAAUCGUGGCGGACCGCAAGCGUCGAAUCUGCAAAAAUCAGUUUUAUAUUUUGUAUACAAAGACAAGGCGGAAUGUCGCAGCUGCAUUGUGGACGUUCACGCGGGUUUACAUCAUUUUGGGAGUUUUCUAAUCUGGUGGAACCGCGUCCCACGAAAACGUACUUCUUUCGCCGUAGAUCGUUCGUUUUUUUACGCGUGAGGUCGACAAUGUUGCUGCGACGAGUCCCGCCGUAUCCACUGAUUUGUACGGUUGACAUUUUUCAUUGUAAUAGUCGCGAACGGUAUUAACGACACUGACAUCGUUACAACAGAUUUUUUUUUUGUAAUUCAUUCUGUCCUUCCUCGAGCACACCGGCAUUGUUGGUCAUACUUAUGAACUAAGGAUUACUUUGCAGUUACAGAAACAACAAAGAAAGUCUUAGCAAAGGGUAUACAUUGUUGACAAGUGAUUGCGGUAUAUACAGACAUGUACACACACACACAUAUACACACACAAGCAUCGUACACCGUCGAGAGCAUACAUACGUAUACGCGUUUGUAUUUCACUGUUCGUGUCCCCAUAGUGAAUGUAAUCGAAAUUUUUAUAUCGUAACUUUAUUUGAUAGUUCUGUCGAUCGAUCGUGAAACGAUUUUCGGGUACCACGUAAGUUGUUCAUACUUUUUUACGAGACGCCGCCGCUAGCACGUCACUGCCACGACCAUAUUCUCCGAGCGUGUCUCGUGAUAUCGAGCAUCCAUUCCUUUCCGUUUUAUAAAUCGUUCUUAUACGGAUACCAGCCGUAGCACCGUUUUUACCACACCGAAGACGAGUGUACAUGGCAAAUUACGAAUAAACGAAUUUUUUAAGCAAUUUCUAUUAAA